This is a messenger RNA of Protopterus annectens (West African lungfish), 6222 nucleotides long. It is a transcript of the gene CASK, whose product is annotated as calcium/calmodulin dependent serine protein kinase. The transcript has 28 exons. Gene Ontology annotation, molecular function: signaling receptor binding; protein kinase activity; ATP binding. Bases 623 to 3403 code for a protein of 926 amino acids. Gene Ontology annotation, biological process: regulation of neurotransmitter secretion; protein phosphorylation. NCBI's taxonomy places the organism in Eukaryota, Metazoa, Chordata, Ceratodontiformes, Protopteridae. The record is from RefSeq and is a predicted model, not a curated record. Gene Ontology annotation, cellular component: plasma membrane; basolateral plasma membrane; cell-cell junction.
CUGGAAGCAGCUGCAAAGAAUAGUGCCCUCCGUAGGGCUGUUGGCCAUUGACUUACAUUACUCGGCGCGUUAACAGCUGGGAGCUGGGGUCGUGCGCGCGCCGUUGCCGUGCACACGACCUAGUGGUGCUUGUUUCUGUCUUCUCCGUGGAAGAUUUCACGCGCAGCCAUCACGGCACUACCGGGCACGCGCUAUCCACUCCCGUCAACACAAGAGCUCAGUCGGGGGGAGGGGAAGGCGUUCCGAAGAGCGGCACUGCUCUCCCCAUCUGUGCUCCCGGGUACCAACGGCAGACAGGCUUGGAAACGGAUUUUUUUAGGGAUUAAUACUGGGAGCGAGUCUACAUCCAGAAGGUGGGGUCGGAGCUAGCAAGAAUUGGUCUGAAGAGAGGAUUGCAACCACAGGAGGCUGCUGACAGCACGGCCCAGCGUGAGCAACCCGGUCUGGAGGAGGGAAGCUUAGAUUUUCACACCAGCAGCAGCCUUGGAGUGCACUUACUAAACCUUAGUACAGCAGGAACAUUGGGGGCUCUGGUUGCCUUUGACGGGGGGUUGCAUUUGGAGUUCGUCUCCAUUAUCAUUUUUUUCCGGCCGUGAUUUUGCUGAAAAUUCCCAGCUGGACCAUGGCUGACGACGACGUGCUGUUUGAAGAUGUGUACGAGCUUUGUGAGGUUAUAGGAAAGGGCCCAUUCAGUGUUGUGCGAAGAUGUAUAAACAGGGAAACAGGGCAACAGUUUGCUGUAAAGAUAGUCGAUGUAGCGAAGUUCACUUCAAGCCCAGGUCUAAGCACAGAAGAUCUCAAGAGGGAAGCAAGUAUCUGUCACAUGCUGAAGCAUCCGCAUAUUGUGGAAUUGCUGGAGACGUACAGCUCAGAUGGCAUGCUAUAUAUGGUCUUCGAAUUCAUGGAUGGUGCAGAUUUGUGCUUUGAGAUCGUGAAGCGAGCUGACGCUGGUUUUGUCUACAGUGAAGCAGUAGCCAGCCAUUACAUGCGACAGAUACUGGAAGCACUCCGCUAUUGCCAUGAUAACAACAUAAUUCACAGAGACGUAAAGCCUCAUUGUGUAUUAUUGGCAUCAAAGGAGAACUCUGCACCUGUAAAGCUAGGUGGGUUUGGAGUAGCUAUUCAGCUGGGAGAAUCAGGACUUGUAGCUGGAGGUCGAGUAGGAACACCCCAUUUCAUGGCACCAGAGGUGGUAAAAAGAGAACCUUAUGGGAAGCCUGUAGAUGUCUGGGGUUGUGGAGUGAUACUUUUUAUCCUACUUAGUGGUUGUUUACCAUUUUAUGGAACCAAGGAGCGGUUAUUUGAGGGCAUCAUCAAAGGAAAAUACAAGAUGAACCCCAGACAGUGGAGUCAUAUUUCUGAAAGUGCCAAAGACCUGGUGCGACGUAUGCUUAUGUUGGACCCUGCUGAAAGAAUAACAGUUUACGAAGCACUCAAUCAUCCUUGGCUUAAGGAGAGAGAUCGCUAUGCAUACAAGAUUCAUCUUCCUGAAACAGUAGAACAACUAAGAAAAUUUAAUGCAAGAAGAAAAUUAAAGGGGGCAGUACUAGCAGCUGUAUCCAGCCACAAGUUCAAUUCCUUCUAUGGGGACCCUCCUGAGGAGUUGCCAGACUUUUCCGAAGACCCCACAUCCUCAGGAUUACUAGCUGCAGAAAGAGCAGUAUCACAGGUGCUAGACAGCCUAGAAGAGAUCCAUGCACUUACCGACUGCAGUGAGAAGGACCUAGAUUUUCUGCACAGCGUUUUCCAAGAUCAGCACCUUCACACUUUGUUGGAUCUAUACGACAAGAUUAAUACAAAGUCAUCACCACAAAUCAGGAAUCCCCCAAGCGAUGCUGUACAGAGAGCCAAAGAGGUACUGGAAGAAAUUUCUUGUUACCCAGAGAACAGUGAUGCCCAAGAAUUAAAACGAAUUCUAACGCAGCCUCAUUUCAUGGCCUUGCUGCAGACUCAUGACGUAGUAGCACAUGAGGUUUACAGCGACGAAGCACUGAGAGUUACACCUCCUCCUACCUCCCCGUAUCUUAACGGAGAUUCUCCAGAAAGUGCCAACGGAGACAUGGACAUGGAGAAUGUUACACGAGUUCGUCUGGUCCAGUUUCAGAAGAAUACAGAUGAGCCAAUGGGUAUCACAUUAAAAAUGAAUGAACUGAACCACUGUAUUGUAGCAAGAAUAAUGCAUGGUGGGAUGAUUCAUAGACAAGGUACGCUUCACGUUGGUGAUGAAAUACGGGAAAUUAAUGGAAUCAGUGUAGCAAACCAGACAGUUGAACAACUUCAGAAGAUGUUGAGGGAAAUGCGAGGGAGCAUCACCUUCAAGAUUGUGCCAAGUUAUCGUAUGCAGUCUUCGUCUUGUGAGAGAGAUUCCCCUUCCACAUCCAGGCAGUCCCCAGCUAAUGGUCAUAGCAACACCAACAAUUCCAUUUCGGACUUACCAUCAGCUAUCCAUUCAAAAGGACGACAGAUAUAUGUAAGAGCCCAGUUUGAGUAUGAUCCUGCCAAGGAUGACCUCAUCCCCUGCAAAGAGGCUGGUGUCAGAUUUCGAGUUGGGGACAUUAUCCAGAUCAUCAGCAAGGAUGACCACAACUGGUGGCAGGGUAAAUUAGAAAAUUCAAAAAAUGGUACUGCGGGCCUCAUCCCAUCUCCAGAGCUCCAAGAGUGGCGUGUAGCUUGUAUAGCCAUGGAGAAGACUAAACAGGAGCAGCAAGCAAGCUGUACCUGGUUUGGAAAGAAGAAGAAGCAAUAUAAAGACAAAUAUCUAGCAAAGCACAAUGCAGUAUUUGAUCAACUAGAUCUUGUCACUUAUGAAGAAGUAGUAAAACUGCCUGCCUUCAAAAGGAAAACACUAGUCUUGUUAGGUGCACAUGGGGUUGGUAGACGACAUAUUAAAAACACGCUCAUCACAAAACACCCUGACAGAUUUGCUUAUCCCAUUCCACAUACGACAAGAGCUGCAAAGAAAGAUGAAGAAAAUGGGAAAAAUUACUAUUUUGUAUCAUAUGACCAAAUGAUGCAAGAUAUAUCCAAUAAUGAAUAUUUAGAAUAUGGCAGCCAUGAGGAUGCCAUGUAUGGGACUAAACUGGAAACAAUACGCAAGAUCCAUGAACAGGGACUUAUUGCAAUUCUAGAUGUAGAACCACAGGCAUUGAAAGUGCUGAGAACGGCAGAAUUUGCUCCUUUUGUAGUUUUUAUUGCUGCACCUACAAUCACCCCAGGUUUAAAUGAGGAUGAGUCUCUUCAGCGCCUGCAGAAAGAGUCGGAAAUCCUACAGAAAACAUAUGCACACUACUUUGACCUAACUAUUAUCAACAAUGAAAUUGAUGAAACAAUCCGGCACCUGGAAGAAGCCAUUGAGUUGGUGUGCACUAUCCCGCAGUGGGUCCCUGUUUCUUGGGUCUAUUAGAAGUACCUACUAGACAACCUGACGGACUUCAGCAUUCCUUGGAUCACCAGGAACAUUUUAAAAACAAAAACCUUUGUGACUGACCUUACAAGAACAAGUUUCUCGGGCCCCAAGGGACUACCUAGAUGUAGUGCGACAUACAUUUAUAAUUAUGUUGUCAUGUUCGGAUAGAUAGGAGGAAAAUUUUAUAACAUGUAUUUAAAGAGACAGUAUCGUUUUUAUUAGUUCACCAGAGUUUUAUUACAAAACAUACAAAAAUGCAAAACAUAUCUUGUGAAUAUGUGCAUUAAUUAAGCUAUUUGGAAAGUUUAGAAAAAAUACUUUUGAUUUUAAAAGCCCCUUAAAAACUGCACAGUGAAAUGCUGCUUUCUAUUAUAUUCUAUUUUGGUAUGAAAUUCCUUACAUUAUAAGGGGGUUAAACACUACAUUAUUUUUACAUUUUUUAUGGAUUGAAUUAACUUGCUUUCUUUUAUUUAUUUUAAAUACUUAUUUUUAAUCAGAAAAGAAGGAGCAAGUUGGUACAGUAAGAAAUAUCCUGUAGGAUUUCUGCUUUGAAUAAUUUAUGUGUGUAACAUGGAACACCUAAGCAAUGAGAUACUGUCUCUUUGAAGAAUUCUGUAAACAUUUUAGAGAUUUGAAUUGGGUCUUAAUGCAUGUGGAGAGUCGCAAGCGUUCAUGCUGUCGGUGUAUCUGUGUCAAACAAAACUGUAAUCUACAGCAACGUACAUUCCGUUGGUUGGAAAAUGUACCCAAGGGAACUAUAUAUAUUAAAUCUAAGUUGUAAACCUAUGCACAUCCCUUGCAUUUUGGGCAACUUUAUAAAAAAGAAAAUUAAUUUUUUUAUUAUUGCUCAUGUAGUGAAAAUGUGUUUGUAAUUUUGUCUCAGUUUUAAUUUGUCGUGGGGGGAGGGUUGCAAGGGAGAAAUAACAGACUGGUUUCACCAUUUCAGAUCUGUGUUGUCCGAGAGUAUUAAUGUUUUAAUUAAGUUUAAUCAAAAAUGCUGAUUUUUAUUAUCUAUGUAAUUGUUUAUAAAAUGCACACAUUUUGAAAGUAAAUACCGUGCAAUGAAGUCACUGGUUUGGGUGUUUUGAUGCACACAGUAGGCAUCUCAAAUAGAUUAGUUACACCUUCCCUGUGAAUUCCUGCCGAAUGAAUAACAACCAACACUACAGCCUCAUAUGUAUAUUUAACACACUUUCUUUAAUGUGGUCAACAGCAACAUGCUUUGAGUUAUUUCUUUGACUUAUCCAUCAUCAUUACUGCUUUGUCAGCCUUUUUUUUUCCAUUUCCCAUGUAAAGGGUCUAACAGUGUAGGUUUUAAUUAGAGCCACUACUGUUUUCUAAGAGAUUGCUAAUCAGUCAUUGAUUAUUUUCAGAUUUUUCCAAGUCAUAUUAUCUUAAGUGAGAGUUCUCACCAGUUAGAAAUCAGCAGAUGUUUACUUUGCAGAUACUGCAAAAAAAAAAAAAAAAAAAAAAAAUCAGAAAGUUCCAACAUGUAAGGAGUAACCUGUAAAGGUAGGCAGAGGCGAAGCACAUGGAACAAACAUCAGAAAACGUAAGAUUAUAAAGACUGGCAUAGGUGUGACUAUGGUAUGUGAUUGUACAUUGUUUGUUGUCUUUCUUCCUCCUUCAUGUUACAUGUGCUGCUUGGGUAGUUUUAUCUUGGCAAAGCCAUGUAAAAUGGUUACAUUCUUUUCAUGGAAACACUGCCAUAGUUAGCUGCUAGGGUUUGGGGUUCAAAGCAGAAUAAAUUCUGUUCCCUUUCCCUUCUUUAAUCUAAAUUUCUUGUCUAACCUAGGUUUACAGAUUAAUGUAUUGGCUGAAAUACCGGAUAUGUUUCUCUUUUUUUUUUUAGGUUUGUAUUGGGAGGAAGCAUGCUUCUGCUUCGAGGUUGCUGUACAGUGUUUGAUUAUUUUCUCCAUAUACUGAACAAAGAACAGAAAUGAAAUGAAUGGUCUUCUUUGUUUGCAGACAAAACAAUGUUCUUUAAAUGCUCACUAGACAUUGAGUGACUUAGAGAAGUAAUCACUAAGACUGAUCCUUGGUGCUGCUGAAAACUUGCUGAAAGAUGAUCUGGAUGUUUACACUAAAAAGAGCAUCUGGCUGGUUAUAUCCUUGAAGCAAGGCAGAGUAACAUAAUUUUGUUCCUGCUAGCAGGCUGUAGUGAUGUGCAGGUUAAGUGGUGCCCGGCCAGAAUUUUGAAUGUGCUGCAGACAUUGUAUUAUGGUAAAAAUUAGAGGUGCAGUACAGAUGGUGCCAACUCACAAUAAGGUGUACCCCAAGGGAAAAAAUGUAUGCUUAGAUCCUUUUUCAGUCAUCCUUAAAAGGCUACAUGACUAAAAAAUUAUUGUUUUGUUUCAGCAUGCAUAUAAAAUUAUUGUUUCACAAGAAAAGGAAACCACGAUACUCCCAAAUUUGUAUAUCCGUCAGCUUUUAUUUGUUCAGAAACCAUAAGCAUUGAUGUGGGCAGUAGUCCUACAUAGUAUUUCAUCUUCUAUACUGUUUCAGAAAUCUGAUCAGUUGUUAAUGCUUUUUUAUGAUGUCUUUUUUUAUUGAUGUAGACUAAAACAAUCAGGAAAAUGUUCUGUAAAUACUGUAAGUUAAUAUACCAGAAACAAGAGACCAAUCUCACAAGGUCCGAUCUGUUGAAAGGGAGCACAACUGUAUGGAUAGCACAAGUUACACUGCAAUGUUUGAUCUUUACAGCAUCUAAGAAACAUGUUAAAGUCUUUGUUCCUAAUGUAGGUCUUCCAGAAGAAAAUCGCUGGAAGAUAGUGGGUUUCAAAAUUUAUUACCUAAAAUAAAACCAAAUUACUUUA